UAGCAUUUGCCGUUGUUUUUGUAUGAGAUGCAGCUGAUGGCCGACGUGACUGCAAUGCGAGUGACACAGGCACAGAAUUGGAAGACGGCCGAGACAUGAAUCAUUCCGUGAGAUAAGGAACAGGAAAUCUUUUCCCCUGUAGAUUAGAGCUCACUCUUGGGCUAAAACAUACAACAGUUUGGAGACCGGCAAAAAGAGUGAACACAACCGCGUCCACCAACGGUCGGAAAUUCAAGUCCUUCUUGCAUGGCAGAAGGUCACUCGGAACACUGUUCAGCUUCGAGCGAGGGCGGUAGACUGGAUGCGGCGGAUGGUGGUUGGAGGAACAUCCCUUGGCACCCCGGAAGGAGGAGCUCCUAUCCGCAAGUAGGAGGGCGCUCUUCAUCUAUGAUGACCAGUGACACCGAUUCGGCAAACUCUCGAGCCCAACCUGUCGAAGUUCGUUCAAACCGCGACGAUUCCCCAACACACUCGUGCCUCAAAUCGCCUUCGUCGUCCUCUUCCAAUGCCGCUCGGAUAAUGACAUCGACGACAUCGACGCCGCCGCAGACGACGAUCACCACCUCCACCGCCGCCCGCGCAGCUGCCCCGACUUCCUCGGCCGCAAACGAGGCACGGAGAGUCCCGCCUUCCGACGUUGCCUCGACGACCAUCACGAUUACAACCAUGAGCAACUGUACGAACCCCAGGAAUCGACGAACUGCAUGUGAGCACGGUAUGGCAAGAAACCAUGUAGGAGCACUUGGUCAGUUCAAGCUAGCUGACCGAGUAACCUUGAUUGUAGAGAACACUAGAUUUGUAGUAGACCCGUCGCUCUUCAUUGCUCAACCAAAUACCAUGCUAGGAAGAAUGUUUAGCAAUGGAGUAGACCAUACGAUGACCAGGCCUAACGAUAAAGGAGAAUAUGAAGUAGCGCAUGGCAUAUCGGCAGAGAUCUUCUCAUCCAUUCUAGACUUCUACAAAGUUGGCUGUAUUCGUUGUCCCCCAAGUGUGUCUAUUCAGGAUCUGAGAGAGGCGUGUGAUUAUCUCCUUAUACCUUUUACAGAGGAUACCAUUAAGUGCAAAAAUUUACGAUGCCUACUACAUGAGAUUUCAAAUGACGGUGCCAGACAAGAGUUUGAGAAGCACUUGGAAGCAGCAUUGCUACCAGAGAUGGUCAACUGCGCCCAGAAAGGAGAAAGGGAAUGCCACAUUGUGAUCUUACUGGAGGACGACGUGGUAGAGUGGGAUCCAGACUACCCUCCAGCGAUGGGCGAAGAGAACUGCCAGGUCAUCUACAGCACCUCCCUCUACAGGUUCUUCAAGUACAUUGAGAACCGGGACGUGGCCAAGUCGGUACUCAAGGAUAGGGGUCUGAAGAAGAUUAGACUAGGCAUAGAAGGUUAUCCAACCUACAAGGAGAAGAUCAAGCAGAGACCAGGAGGAAAACCAGAAGUGAUCUACAACUAUGUCCAGAGGCCUUUCCUGCGCAUGUCUUGGGAGAAGGAGGAACACAAGAGCAGACACGUCGACUUCCAGUGCGUCCGGAGCCGCUCCAUCCCCAAUCUUGCCUCCCUCGGCGGUGGCGUGGACGUCCCAGUCAACCCGGAACUUGCAGGGGGUCCGCCCGAGGGGGCCGCCAUGCUGCUCCAGCACCAUAUUCCCGAGCCAGACCAGGACCAAGACGGCUAACCAGUCCAGGUCCUGAUCAGAUCGAAAGGUAGACUGAAGACCGAGAAUUCUCAACCUUCCUCACUUGUCAACGCUGCAAGUGAAUGCUCUUGGUAUUGUUCUUAAUACUGGCAAAGCAACGUUGCUCGAGGAGAGAACUUGAUUUUGUUGAACUUACUAGUAACACGUGCUGCAUGCAUGGAUUUUCGAGCCAUCUUUAUCAUUGAAGCAUGUUGUAGGGAAAUGGUGAAGGGUUGAAUCAUAAGGACUAUGAGCAUAUCUACCGGUUCAAGCUCAACCUUCAUCACCCCACUCUGAAUCUGCAGUGAGAAGCUCUUUUUAAUGUCUUUCAGUGAUACUCAUCAUUGAUUGAGAAAACACUAACCCGCGAGAGCAACUCAAGUUGAAAUAUUACCAAGUGUUUUGCUACUUUAAAUUGGGUUGAGGUGACUGUUGUACAGAUUUGGUGAUGAUUAUUCAUAUAUUAAAAGUGCCAAGGGGAGUUCGACUCCACCAUUUAUUGUGUAUGUUUUAACUGUAACCAGAAAUGCACAAAGUAGCUAAUCUGUGAUAGCGUCACUAUAGAUGCAUAGUGUCAUUUUCGAGGGCAUAGUAUGGUUCUCCUCUUUCAAUCUAAAAGGUACAUGGGGAAUCGUAUGAUAUUUAUUUCAAAAUUUGAAGGACAAAAAAUGUUAUACAACCUGAAAUCCAGAUAGUUGGGGAUAGACAGGAAAGUCUUUUGUCGUUUAAACGAUUUACUUUUUCAUUUUUUAUAACCAAAUCCUCCCUACCCCCCCCCCCUCCCCCUUUCC
Strongylocentrotus purpuratus (purple sea urchin) is the source of this 2462-nucleotide messenger RNA. RefSeq names its product BTB/POZ domain-containing protein KCTD20. Gene Ontology annotation, cellular component: cytoplasm. The coding region runs from base 247 to 1671 and encodes 474 amino acids. Gene Ontology annotation, biological process: positive regulation of phosphorylation. Lineage: Eukaryota; Metazoa; Echinodermata; Echinoidea; Camarodonta; Strongylocentrotidae. The transcript is spliced from 10 exons. The record is from RefSeq and is a predicted model, not a curated record.